AGACGACGUUCAGUGCCCAGGCAACGGUUGACGCCACCUUUCAUGGCGCUCGGUCGAUUUCAGGAUAUUCCUUAAAUCAGACUAAUUUGUUCUGCUGUAGCCUAGAAUUAUAUCUAUUAUCAUAGUAAAAUAAUGAGGUUUUGAACUGUUGAGGUCGAAGCAGAGACUAGAGGAUGAGUUUUGAGGCAAAGCGAUGCGGGGUUCAGUUCAGUCCCCCCUCUAUAGUUUUAAUUUAUCAGCACAGAGACACUAAAAAGGUACGAAAGAGGAUCAUACCUGUACGGAACUUCUUCAAACACUCAGGUGGGGCGAGACAACUUCAUCCUGAACUUAUAGAUACGUUAAAACCACAUUAACCACAUGUUAUUAGUGAACCAUUUGUGAAACAGCUUUGUAUGAAACUCUGUGAUGGGGUGGGAACCGCUGUCUGACCUGUGAUAUACGAUACGAUACCCGAUACAGAACCGCCCAUGAUGGCCAUAUCAAAUAACAGAGAUAAUGCAGUGUAAUAAUGGACACAUUCAAUAUUGUACAUCAUCAUAUUUUGAUACACAGGUAAAAUGCCUCUCAAUGUUUAAAUGCUGGAAUAAUGUGAUUAGUGGAGUCAAAAAAGAAGUGACUUUGGAAGUGAAACUGUCACAGGAAUCUGUUCAGAGAUGCUUUUUAUUAAAAUUAGAGAAUCAUAAUUUGAUGCUUGUGAUAGGAUCCCACAAACCAAGAUGACAGCAUAAUGCCAUAUCAAUAUUUAGCCACACCUUUACUGAAAAUAUAGAAUAUUGCAACCAUGAAGGUAAAUAUCAGAUACUCUUUAUUUGGAGAUUGCAUCUCUUUUAUAUCUAGGAUUAUUACACAAGCAACAUUGAAUUAUAUUUAUUAUACCAUUAUAAUUGUGCCUUGGCUUACUCAGUUCACUUAAUGCCCCAACUAAGACCACAGUCUUUGGUCUUCUUGCAGGGCCCUACCCGUGAUUCCUACACCUUGACUGGUCCCAAAAGGUGGCUGAAGCAAUAACCAUUUUAAAGUAGUGGUGUACAUUUUUUCUUUAUUAAAUAACUACACAUUAAUUUCUCCUAAAAACUGACAAGUCUUAGAUUACCAAAAGCUUAACUUAUACUUUAGAAUAAGUUGUGAUUUAUGGAAGCCCUUUGUGGAAAUGCAUUCAGACAUUUUAUUUGUUCAGUUUUCAUAACAUUAAAAGUUUAUCUGCAGUUAUUUUCUCUCACUCACUACACUUCAUCUUAGAGCUGCAUCCUUAAAAGUCUAGAGUAUCAGAAAAUUAUCCUGCAGUCUCAAGAGAACAACACUUAUCAUCUUAGACAGUAAGAAAAAUGGGUCAAAAUCUACAGUAUAACAGCUGAAAUUGAGUUACCACUGAAAACCAGCUUGUUUUUUUUUUUUUUAAGAUAAUGAGAUGCUUGGGUCCACUUCUGGACAAAACUACUGGAAUUUUCUCUAUCACACAAAAACUGACAGUAUAAAGUAUAGUAUAAAGUGUAAAGGCUGCACAAUAUUAUCAGCAUGAUUACGCUGGCAGAUAAUUACUUUCAAAGUUCAUGAUCAGUAUUUAUAUGAACAUUUCUACAGGUAUAUAUAGGCUAUAUAAGGUGAUACAUUAAAUAUGUCUGCACGAUGACUGCUUACACAUGUUGGCUGUAUGAAGGUAUUCUGAAGUGUUGGAAAAUGACAGCAUGUCUACAUUUAAAGAUAAGAAUACAUUAAUCAUUUAUGGUAAUAUCAAGUGCUGUUUGUCAUGUAUGGAUCUAAACAAAUAUAAACUUUGCGUGGGGAAAAGAGGUGUUUAUAUUGGAGAAAUCAAAAUCCUUAAAAUAAAAUGUUGUGAUUCAUGUCAGGGCCUCUGUAUUUGCGCUGUUCCUGACAAAAUCAGUAUAAUUUACAUGGAAAUAAUCCUAAAUACUGACACCUCUUUGCUUGUUCUCCCCCUCCAGACUGCAGCAGGGCAGCCGAAAAGCUGAAGAACAACCCCCGGCACAGGGACUACCUGGACUCAGUGACCUGCAGCCAGCUUGAAAAGCUUCAUGUCAUCCUGCAGGAUCAAAUGAAGGGCCUCAGCCUGGAGCACAGCCUGGCCUCAUUUCACCUCGACCCUGAAGAAGACCUGAACAAACUGGAUGACCAGGAGCUGAAUCGUAAGAAGGGACAAAUGGACGAACUGUUUGAGAAGAACCGCAGGCACAAAGACGAUCCAGACUUUGUUUACGACCUGGAGAUGGACUUUACAAAGACCAUGCAGGACAAGUGCAGCUGGGAUGAAGAGUCUGAUGAUGGAUUUUAAAACUGCUCUUUAGUUCAGAGAGAAAACAUGAGCACAUCAGGCUUUCCAUUAUAAGCAACAAAGAAUGAAACAACACACAGAUUAUAGUGAAUAUUUAUUUGUUAUAAAAUACUGCAUUUUACAAAAUACAAAGACUUUGGCUCUCUUAAUUUGUGGCUUACACCUAAAUGAGUGAUAUUCACAGUCCAGAAUGAAAGAAGAUGCUAAAAUCCCAUUAAAUAAAAUUUUAAGUGUACACUGGUAAGUAAUCAAUACAACAAAUAUAUCUUUGGAAAAAACUGUGUCCACAAAA
Molecule: messenger RNA, 2585 nt
Organism: Xyrichtys novacula (pearly razorfish)
Lineage: Eukaryota; Metazoa; Chordata; Actinopteri; Labriformes; Labridae
Source: the annotation of a GenBank genome assembly